Messenger RNA from Rhincodon typus (whale shark), 3722 nucleotides. Its product is annotated as serine/threonine-protein kinase TBK1-like. Gene Ontology annotation, biological process: peptidyl-serine phosphorylation. NCBI's taxonomy places the organism in Eukaryota, Metazoa, Chordata, Chondrichthyes, Orectolobiformes, Rhincodontidae. Bases 148 to 2289 code for a protein of 713 amino acids. Gene Ontology annotation, cellular component: cytoplasm. The record is from RefSeq and is a predicted model, not a curated record. Gene Ontology annotation, molecular function: ATP binding; protein serine/threonine kinase activity. The transcript is spliced from 21 exons.
GUGGAAACGAAAGCAACUUCUUUUUUUCCGAAUUAGUUUCAAGUUUUUGUUCCGUUCAGUCUGUGGGGCGGAUGGUCCUGAGCUCAGGAGGUUUGCUGAGAGUCGGUGUUUCCAGGCUGUUCUGAAAGAUUACAUCUGAGACCAGGAAUGCAGAGCACAACUAAUUACCUCUGGUUACUCAGUGAUGUCCUUGGACAGGGAGCAACUGCGAGUGUGUACAAAGCGCGUCACAAGAAAACCGGUGAUCAGUAUGCUGUCAAAGUAUUCAAUCAUGUCAGUUAUCUGCGUCCUUAUGAAGUGCAGAUGAGAGAGUUUGAAAUGUUACGGAAAUUAAACCACAAGAAUAUUGUGAAACUGUUUGCAGUGGAGGAAGUGGGAGCCACUAAACAGAAGGUACUGGUGAUGGAGUACUGCUCGGGUGGGAGUCUACUCAAUGUUCUGGAAGAAUCGGAAAAUGCAUUUGGGUUAUCAGAAGCUGAAUUUCUGAUUGUCCUGGAAAGUGUCGUUGGUGGAAUGAACCAGUUGAGAGAGAAUGGAGUUGUCCAUCGAGAUAUCAAACCAGGGAACAUCAUGCGUGUGGUUGGGGAUGAUGGUCAAUCAAUUUAUAAACUGACGGAUUUUGGAGCAGCUCGGGAACUCGAAGAUAAUGAGAAGUUUGUCUCACUGUAUGGGACUGAGGAAUAUUUGCACCCAGAUAUGUAUGAACGUGCUGUUCUUCGGAAACCCCAGAAGAAGGCUUAUGGAGUCACAGUGGAUUUGUGGAGCAUCGGUGUUACGUUCUACCAAGCAGCGACUGGUAGACUACCCUUCAUUCCUUUCGGAGGACCCCGCAAGAACAAGGAGAUGAUGUAUAAAAUCACAACUCAGAAGCCAGAGGGAGCGAUUGCCGGAGUGCAGCACAGAGAUGAUGAAUCGAUCGAAUGGAGUUAUGAGCUGCCCAUUAGCUGCAGACUAUCCCGGGGUUUGAAGGACUUGUUAGUUCCCAUCCUCGCCAAUAUCCUGGAGGUGGACCAGACCAAAUGUUGGGGAUUUGACCAGUUCUUUGCAGAAGCCAGUGAUAUUCUCCACAGGACAGUGAUCCACCUCUUCUCAUUGCAGCAAGCUAUGAUGUUCAAAAUCUACAUCCACUCCUACAACACAAUAAACGUAUUGAUGGAUGCUAUCCUCAAACAGGCUGACAUCUCCCCUCAGAACCAAGAGUUUGUUUAUGAGGGCCAUCGUUUGGAGUUGGAACUGACUCACCAGGUGCAGUCACUUCCUAAAACAACAGAGGACAGGCCCAUCAUCCUGGUGAGCACCGAGCCCAAGGUACUCAUUGGAGUUAUCUACAAAGAGCCUGAGAUACCAGUGUUUCCUCCAAAAUUUGAUAUCAUCAACGAUGCAAGUCUUGCAAAGACUGUGGUCAGUGCUGUUCACCAGCUGCUGAGGAUCACAAAGUCUCUGAUGAAAUGUCGGGAUCUGAUCCUGCGAGGGACAUAUUGGAUAACUGCAAUUUUGAAGAAAGAAUGUGAGACAAUUCUUCAGCAAUUGACAACGUUGAAUCUGAAGCUAAGUUUCUGUCAGGACACCAUGGUACAAGGCCACAAACUAUAUGGACCACUGACUCAGGGUCUGACAGAACUGGGCAGUCUUCACAUCAAGCUGCAGUCAGCUCAGGAGUUUAUCAUGACCAGCUCCCGUAGCGUUCAAAGCAUUCAGAAGCAAUUGGACCAGAUCGCAGCUGAGUGGUGCCAGAGCCGAGAUAUACAUCAUGAAGACAACACAGUUGGAAAAGUGGAAGUUUUAUUGGAGAAAGUUUCUUCCAUUCACAGCCAGCUCAGAAAGGACAGAGUGAAAAUGAAACUUCAAUACAAUGAUGAGCAAAUCCAUAAAUUUGAGAAGAUCAAACUGGGAAUGCAUGCAAAGAAGGUGCAGAUGUUAGUCAGAGAGGAUUGUGUACAGAAAUACCAAAAACUGUUGGCUUCUACCAAAGAAUGGAUGAGGAUAUUCUGCGAGACCCGAAAGCAACUGACAACCUUCAAAAACCAGAGUGUGAACUUCAUUCAGGAGCUGGAGAAACACCAAGCUCAUUUGAACAAGAUAUUAGAGCAGGGGCUGCCGAGGCUUCAGGAAGAACAACAAUCUGUGACCAAAAUACCAGCGUCUAGAGACAACUCUGAACAGAAAUGCAUGGAUAUGACAAUCAGGAUGAAGCAGCUCAAACAGGAAAUGGAAGGUGUAUUGUGGGAACUGGAGCAGAACAAUUUGAUCAUCGAAAGGCUCAGCAUCCAGAAGCCGCAUGGUGUCUGAGACCCACACAUUGAAGAUGGACAUGAUGUGGGUGUGACAUCUUCGGUGCUGUCACUUUAUAUUUCACUGCAUGACAUUUGGAGGAUCAUGAUCUGGGUGAACUAGUACCAAAAACUGGCUGGACAUACUUAUUAAAGAGCAAAAUAAUAGUCAAACUGCACCCACCCCCUUCCUGGAUUGUGUAAAAUAGGCAACUGCAAGUCAGCAACUGAUUUUACAUCAUUCCCCUCUUUAAUUUCAGCAACUUAAUGGAAAGAUAAAUCAGGAAAAAAUGUAGAACUGACUCCUGGCUCUCUACCAUCCAUAUAAACAAUUGAAGAAAGGAACAAAUCUACUACAUUGCAUGAGUAAUCACAUCGGAAAUGCUUACAGCUAAACCUCAUGUAAGUCGAUGUUUGUGUGUGUAUAUGACUUAGUUUGUACUCCAACAUCCUUCAGAAUUGGGACAUUGUGACGUUUAGGCUCAUCAUGCAAUACUCAGGGAAAUUAAUGAUAUUGGAAAUUAAAUCAAGGUUGUUCAUAUCAGGAAUAACCCUCAAUGACUCUAUGCUAUCAACACAAAGUGAACAAUCUUCCUUUCUCCUUUUUCGAUAAUGAAUCAGUCACCGUACAAGAGAAGUGUCACCUAUUCCUAUAUCCACUGAAUCUUGUCGGGCUCCAGAUCCACAGACACUGGCUCCUGUCCCACCCCAGGUUCACGUCAUUCUGCAUCGGUGUAGACAGCGAGUGAUGGAGAGCCGUUCGUCACUACAGGAGCUACAACAAUCCAACACUGUCCUCUCCUGCUGUCAACUCACAUUCGGAAGACACAGAGCUGCACUGGAUCACCUAGUUGUAGCUGUUCAACUGCAUCCUUGGUUUUGUUCAGAUAACUCACACCAGGAAUCAAUCCUGGGAUCUGCCUGAUCCUUGUUGUUCAACUUCACAAAGAAAUUCACUGUGGAAUAGGAGGAGGCCAAUCAGCCCCUACUCUUCUAUUCUAUCAGAUCCUGGCUGAUCUAUGCUUCAGUCCUGUUUUCCUACUUUUAUUCCAUAUCCCUUGAUGUUCUUAUCGAACAAAACCUCUCUGUCGCAAUCUUGAAAGUUCCAGCUGACACCCAGCACUUAGUCUUUGGAGAUGGGUCCAAUUUUCCAUUUGCUUUAGAAGAUUGAUUGCUGUUUUCAGUUUUUUAUGGCCUGGCUCUGAUAUCGAGGUUUUGCCCCUUGUUUUGGAUCCCCCCACCACAAGCAGCUGAAUCACCCAAACACAUGGGGAUACCAGUGCUGUACAUACAACUGACACCUCAGCAUUAAUCAGCUCUUAUUGCACUGAACCUACUCACAAGGUAUCAUUCUUAUGCAGAAAUUGAAAAGUGGUUCUCCAAAUAGGGUCUGACUAAGGCUCUGUAUGAAUGAAGCAUUUUUGAAAUAAAGACUAUUCAAUUAAAAACAAA